Messenger RNA from Heterocephalus glaber (naked mole-rat), 5171 nucleotides. Lineage: Eukaryota; Metazoa; Chordata; Mammalia; Rodentia; Bathyergidae. The record is from RefSeq and is a predicted model, not a curated record.
AUGGCGGCACUAUAUUGCAGUUUAUUCAAUGAUUUUGUUGAAUCUGAAUUUUUUCUGAUUGAUGGAGAUUCAUUACUUAUCACAUGUAUAUGUGAGAAAUUUUUACAGCCAGGGCAGAAUCUCCAUUUCUUCUACCUGGUUGAACAUUAUCUCAUGGAUCUUAUUAAUAAAGGAGGACAAUUUACCACAGUUUUCUUCCAGGAUGCUGAGUACACGUAUUUCAGCUCUCCUGAACUUCUUCCUUUGAGAACUGCUUUAAUUCUUCAUCUUCAGAAAAAUACCAGCAUUAAUGUUUGUACUCAAUUUACUGGAUGCUUAUCAAAGGAGUGGAAAAUGUUCUUGGAUGAGAAUUACCCGUAUUUCCUGAUAGUUGCAGACGAAGGUCUAAACCCUCUGCAAACCCAACUUUUCAACUUUUUAAUCAUUCAGUGUUGGUCAGAGAGGGUCAAUGUUGUGCUUUUCUCUGGGCAAACAUCUGAUAUUCUUCGACUUUAUGCAUACUUUCUGGCAAGUGUAUGCAAGAACCAGAAUUUCUUCAUGGAGAAUGAAAAUGAGAUUAGAAAUGCUUAUAAAAUGCUGCUUAAAAAAUUGAGAGAAUAUAGAGCAUUAGAAUCAUCAUCUCUUUUGAAAAAUUUAGCAUCAAAACAUAUGAUGGAAGAGGCAUGUGAGACUAUAUGUCUGCUCCAACAACUCUGGCCAAAUGGAUCUGACAUUCGACGUGUCCUUUGUGUCACUUCAUGCUCAAUGGCUUUGGGAAUGUACCAUCACUUCUUAGAAAGCAGAGAGAAGGCCAUCUCUGAAAAGACAACAAACAACAAAAAGGUGAACAGUGAUUACUUAACCCUGCAGGAUGUGGAAGAUCUGUGCAAACUGCAUUGUCUCAGUGUGGUUUUUCUACUACACAUACCUCUGUCUCAGCGAGCUCGCUCUAGAUUCAUCACUUCCGAUUGGGUUGAAGACACUCAGAUGUUCUUUAAAAUGAAAAAGUGGUGUGAAUAUUUCAUCCUGUGUAAUACAAAUGUUUUGGAAUUUUGGAAUCUGAAUUUAAUUCAUCUUUCUGACUUAAGUGAUGAGCCUUUGUUGAAGAAUAUCACUUUGUAUUAUGAAAAUGAAAAUGUGAAAGGUCUACAUUUGAACUUGGGAAAUGCCAUUAUGAAAGAUUAUGAACAUCUCUGGGAGACUGUGUCAAAGUUGGUAAGAAAGUUCAAUGUGGGAAAGGCAUUUCCUGUGAGAACAACCGAACUUCAGUUUCUUGAAAAGAAUCCAUCAACAAUCAAAGAAAGCUCCAAGGAAAAAAUGCCUACUUUAGGUUUUAUUCCAAUGUCAUCUCAAAUGGUUGAUAAAUUUGUUGGAGACAUUUUCAAAGAUUUACCUUUUCUAAGGAGUGAUGAUCCUAUUGUAACGUCGCUGGUUAAACAGAAGGAGUUCGAUGAGCUCGUGCACUGGCAUUCUCACAGACCCCUUAGUGACGAUUAUGAUCGGACUAAAAGCAACUUUGCUGGAAAGUCUGAGAACCCUCGUGUUCAUAGAAGCUUGCAAAAAUAUCAUUGUUUUCAGCGCUUUUAUGGAAAUUCAUUAGACCCAGUCCCUUCAAAGCUCAUUGUGACCCAAGGUAUAAAGCAGCAGAAGAAUUUUAAUGAGGCCAAGAGGGAAAAGGCACAUGAGACCAAAGCUGAAAUAAUUGCUAGAGAGAAUAAGAAGAGGUUACUUGCCAAGGAAGAACAAAAAGAAGAGCAAAAAUGGAAAGCUCUAUCAUUGUCUAUUGAAGAAGAAAUGACAAAAAAUUUAAACUCUGGAGUAAAGGACUUGGAAGACUUUUUGAAAUCAUGUAAAAGUAACUCAGUGAAAGUUCAAGUUGAAAUAGUCGGUCUUACUGCCUGCUUGAAAGCAUGGAAAGUACACUGUCGAGGUGAAGGCAAGACCACAAAAGAUUUCAGUAUAGCUGUCCAAAUGAUGAAAAGGAUCCACCCUUUGAUGAAUAAAUACUCAGAUCUUCUACAAGAUGCAGAUCGGCAGUUCAUAGGCAGAUGCCUUAAUUAUUUAGGAUUUGAUGAGUUGGCAAAGUCUUUAUAUACUGACCAGGAUGUAGUAGAUGACAUAAAGAAGAAGAAUAAGUAUUUAAUUGGCAUUGGGCCAGCUCGAUUUCAACUGCAACACAUGGGCUAUCAUUUGAUACGAGAGGAAAGAAAAGAUCCAGAUCCGAGGGUCCAGGAUUUUAUUCCUGAUACUUGGCAGCGAGAACUCCUUGAUGUGGUGGAUAACUACGAGUCAGCAGUGAUUGUUGCCCCAACAUCCUCAGGCAAAACCUAUGCUUCCUACUACUGCAUGGAGAAAGUGCUGAAGGAGAGCGAUGAAGGGGUGGUUGUGUAUGUUGCACCAACCAAGGCCCUUGUUAAUCAAGUGGCAGCAACUGUUCAAAAUCGUUAUACUAAAAAUCUGCCAAAUGGUGCAGUAGUAUGUGGUGUUUUUACAAGGGACUAUGGUCAAGAUGCACUCAACUGUCAGGUACUUGUUACAGUGCCUUCCUGCUUUGAAAUUCUGCUGUUAGCUCCACAUUGUCAACAAUGGGUGAAAAGGAUUCGAUAUGUUAUAUUUGAUGAGGUCCAUUGUCUUGGUGGGGAAAUUGGAGCAGAAGUCUGGGAGCAUCUCCUUGUCAUUAUCCAAUGUCCCUUUUUGGCUCUUUCGGCUACCAUAAGUAACCCUGAGCAUCUGACAGAGUGGCUGCAAUCAGUCAAACAUUACUGGAAACAUGAAGACAGAAUAAUAGAACAGAGGAUGACCUCCAAGAGAAGUGCUGGCUGUCGUGCCAGGUUUUCCAAAGACUACUUGCAAAUAAAGCAAUCUUAUAAAGUUAGGCUUGUGCCCUAUGGAGAGAGGUACAAUGAUUUAGAGAAGUACAUAUGCUCUGUCAAACAUGAUGACAUUUGUUUUGAUCACUUUCACCCAUGUGCUGGACUGACCAUAGAUCAUAUUGAAAGAUAUGGAUUCCCUGCUGAUCUGGCGCUUUCGCCUCGAGAAAGCAUCCAGCUUUAUGACACCAUGUUUCAAGCCUGGAAAACCUGGCCACAGGCCCAGGCUAAAAUGGUACUAAGGACUCUUAGCCCCAAUUCAGUUGUUCGUUCCGGAAAUAUGUUGGAGAAAUUUCCACUUCUUGUAGAAAAACUAAAGAAAAUAGAGAAGUUACCCACGUUAUUUUUUAUAUUCAAUGUAAAUUAUGUAGAAAAAUGUGCUAGGCAUGUACACAUUUUCUUAAAGGAGAAGCAAAAGAAGAAAAGGCCUCCCAAAGCUGAUGAAGAAGCUCAGAAGUUGGCUGGCAAACUUCAAAAAGUUAACAAAUUCAUUAAGAAACAAAAGAUAUUAGAUGAAAAAAGCCAGAUAAGCAUGAAAAUAUUGAACCAAAGCCUAAUAUAUAUAGCUGAGCAUAAUUGUCUACUGAAAAGUCUGGAGAAGAACCUGGAAAUUCCUCAGGACUGCACAUACACUGAUCAAAAAGUGAUGGAUGAUGAGUUAUUGAAGAGAGUGUUUGAUCAUGUAAAAUUUGAAAGAAAAGGUGCAGAACUGAAAACUUUGGCAAAGACUGGUAUUGGAUAUCAUCACAGCUCCAUGAGUGCCAAAGAAAAACAGCUAGUUGAAAUUCUCUUUUGAAAAGGAUUCAUUAGGGUGGUGACAGCUACCGGAACACUUGCUUUAGGAAUCAACAUGCCUUGUAGAUCUGUUGUUUUUGCCCAAAACUCAGUCUAUCUGGAUGCUUUAAAUUACAGACAGAUGUCUGGUCGUGCUGGAAGACGGGGGCAAGACCUGCUGGGAGAUGUAUAUUUCUUUGAUAUUCCUCUGCCCAAAGUAGGAAAACUGAUAAAAUCCAAAGUUCCUGAGCUCAAAGGACAGUUCCCUCUCAAGAUAACCCUGAUUCUGCGACUCAUGCUGCUGGCUUCCAAGGCAGAUGACCUAGAGGAUGGCCAGGCAAAGGCGCUGUCCAUGCUAAAGCAUUCGCUGCUGUCCUUCAAACAACCCAGAGCCAUGGAGAUGUUAAAACUUUACUUUUUAUUUUUGCAGUUCUUGGUGAAGCAGGUGUUCCUUGAUGAUCUCCCUGAGGAUUUCAGUGCUGCUUUAGUUGAGUACAACAUGCAAGUUACAAAGGACUUUGCCUCUUUUUUACCACUUGUGUCCAAAUUGGCUGAUAUGAAACAGGAGUAUCAACUCCCAUUGUCUGAAAUCAAAUUCACAGGUAAAGAAUGUGAAGACUCCCAACUUGUAUCUCACUUGAUGAGCUGCAAAGAAGGAAGAGUAGCAAUUUCACCAUUUGCUUGUCUCUCUGGGAACUUUGACGAUGCUUUGCUUCAACCAGAUAUUUCAAGUGAUUUCAUUCUGCGCACACUUGGUAUCAACCAUACUCAAGCUCCUGUACUGUGGCCGAAAAGAUUUGAUAGUCAAGGAAGAAGAAUGCCACUUAAUGCUUAUGCACUGGACUUCUACAAACAUGGUUCCUUGGUAGGAUUAAUGCAGGAUAAUGGGAUACAUAUGGGGGCAGCUUAUGAUUUAUUGAAAGAUUUUGCACUCACUAUUAAAUCUAUCAGUGUUUCCUUGCGUGAAUUAUGUGAGAAUGAAGAUGACAACGUUGUUUUAGCAUUUGAGCAACUGAGUGAAACCUAUUUUAUAAAACUGAAUAAAGUCUAAAAACAAAGUCCAUGCACAGCUCUUAAAAUACUGCCAUGGAAGUUUUACAAGGUACAGUUUGGGUUCUCAUGCUUUUUGUGAGAAAACACAUGAAUCAUAAAGAACAAGCCUUGGCUUUAAAGAGUUAGAUUCACACCUGCCGUGUUCUGUCAUGGGUGUUCUUGGACAAAUUAUUUAGUGUAUCUGAAUCUUGGUUUCUUUUUAUGUUUGACUAAUCAUGCUUACAUCAGAGUAUGUUGAGGUUUGACAGAAAAUGCAAGGAUUUUGAAUGUAACUAAAGAGGCAUUUUUCCUCUGUGAGAUCAAAACAAAUAUUACACUUUUAAUAUUUUUCUUCUUUGUAUCAGGAUUUCUAAAAUAUUUAUUAAGGGUAGAAAGAAACAAUCAUAGUAUCCUAAAGGUGAAAUAUAUUCUUUCCAAAUAAUAUAAAUGGGAUUAUAAAAUGUAGAUAUGACUACUGAAAUAAUAUAUUCUAAUAAACCAAGUGCUUUCUAAAUA